AAACAACAUAAAACACUUAUUUUUCGAAGUGUGUGACAAUGCGAAUGUGUGUAUGUUUUAGGAUAUAAUGCUGAUGUCAUUUUUGUGGAUAUGCGAAAAGUGAACGCGUGUUGGAAAUUUUCAGAUUGUGAGAACAGAACUAUGUCUUCAGCAAAGCUUCAGUUUCUGGGAUCAUUGACACAAACAGAUCCACAUGUUCAUCCAGUAGUUAUAAUUGGCCAAGUGCAAAAUUUAGCCAAAAUAAAAUUUAACGACAUUAAGGUGAAACUUGAGCCCCGAGUUACUGAAGAGGUGUACUUAUCUGCUCUGGCAAGCCUGCAUCCAUCUCCAACAGACACAUGUUCCCUGUAUCUUAAUUUGGCAACACUGGCAGCAUUGCCUGUGAAGUGUAGUCGACACAAUGCUCCAUCUCGUGCAUAUGCUAUCACCAAAAUAGUGAAGAGCACGACAGUUGGAACAGAUGAAUCAGUUGUGAUUGUCUGUGAACGCCGAGAUGUUUUUGCUUCUGCAUGUGCUGUAGCCCGAGCAUAUCCUCUGUUUUCACGUAAGACUUCCAGCAAACCAUCGCAGACCUCAAAUACAACUGUGCGUGUUGAGUUCUUAUUGGUUCCCAGUUCAGAAUGCAAGGCCGCUGGCGAAAGAAAUGGGAACAUGGAGGAGAACCUGAUGUUAUCUUCAGAGAACCUACUGUGUUUGGAAAGUGCAUGUACUGGUGUGAGGCUUGCAGCAAGGAUUGUUGAUGCUCCAUGCAAUGAAAUGAAUGUUGAUCACUUUUUACAGGAGGUGAGAACUGUUGCUGAUACUCUGGGUGUAUCAUCGACUGUUAUCCGAGGAGAAGAUCUACGAGUGCAAGGUUUUGGGGGUAUCUAUGGUGUAGGAAAAGCUGCUGCAGUUUCUCCAGCUUUGGCAGUUCUGUCUCACACACCUCCGGGAGCAACCCAGACUAUAGCGUGGGUUGGCAAGGGCAUUGUAUAUGACACUGGAGGACUCAGCAUCAAAGCCAAAACAGCAAUGCCAGGGAUGAAGCGGGACUGUGGUGGGGCAGCAGGUAUUCUUGGGGCAUUCUACACUGCGGUGCGGCAAGGGUUCACUCAGAACUUGCAUGCGGUCUUUUGCUUAGCGGAAAAUGCUGUUGGUCCAAAUGCAACCAGACCAGAUGACAUUCAUGUGCUACAUUCUGGCAGAACUGUGGAAAUCAACAAUACAGAUGCAGAAGGCCGUCUUGUAUUGGCUGAUGGGGUUUCAUAUGCACAGAAAGACUUAAAGGCCAACAUCAUACUGGACAUGGCCACACUUACAGGGGCGCAGGGAGUCAGCACAGGAAAGUAUCACGGAGCUCUGCUUACCAAUAGUGAGCAGUGGGAGGAGGCGGCCAUCUUGGCAAGCAAGUUGUCAGGUGACCUUCUGUUCCCCAUCCCAUAUUGUCCUGAGUUGCAGUUCAGUGAGUUUGCCUCUGCAGUUGCUGACAUGAAGAAUUCAGUUGCUGAACGAAGUAAUGCCCAGCCAUCUUGUGCUGGCAUGUUCAUUGGAUCACACUUGGGAUUUGACUUUCAAGGCAUUUGGAUUCAUGUGGACAUGGCCUAUCCAGUCUAUGUUGGAGAGCGUGCUACAGGAUAUGGAGUAGCAUUGUUGGUCACACUGUUUGGGACUUAUUCUCAAGAUCAGCUGUUGCGAAGUCUUGGUCCAAAACUGAAAUUUGAUGGAACAGAAAUUGAGAAUGCUUGUAAGAGACUUAAGCAAAAUUGACAAAGGAAUCGUAUUUAAUAACUCAUUCGGUUGAUAGGAUGUUUACAUGUAUUGUGUAUGAAUGAUAAUUUGGGUACCAGGUACCUGAAGGUUCUGAGAUGGUAUGAAGAGAAUAAAGGAAUCCUUCAUGUUUAAGCCAUAGUAAA
This is a messenger RNA of Cryptotermes secundus, 1892 nucleotides long. RefSeq names its product probable aminopeptidase NPEPL1 (gene grsm). The coding region runs from base 91 to 1746 and encodes 551 amino acids. Gene Ontology annotation, molecular function: metalloaminopeptidase activity; manganese ion binding. The record is from RefSeq and is a predicted model, not a curated record. Gene Ontology annotation, biological process: proteolysis. The transcript is spliced from 10 exons. Gene Ontology annotation, cellular component: cytoplasm. NCBI's taxonomy places the organism in Eukaryota, Metazoa, Arthropoda, Insecta, Blattodea, Kalotermitidae.